Zychaea mexicana is the source of this 240-nucleotide messenger RNA. RefSeq lists its product as uncharacterized. The coding region runs from base 1 to 240 and encodes 79 amino acids. Lineage: Eukaryota; Fungi; Mucoromycota; Mucoromycetes; Mucorales; Lichtheimiaceae. The record is from RefSeq and is a predicted model, not a curated record. The transcript has 2 exons.
AUGCAGAACGGUGGACGAGAUUUGGCCAGGAAAUUUGCAGAAGAAUAUAUGCUACGUCAUAUAUGUGAAGGUGGUCGUUUCGUGGAUUGUUUUUCAGGAGUUUGGGAAACCUGCCGUCCAGAUGUUAUCGCUUCGUAUGAUCCUGCGUUGGUACAAAGUGGGCUCGUUCUGGCAGACAACACAAACAGCAGUGUCAUCACGGCGAAACAAGGCGACGAGUACUAUGAAGAAUUCAACUAG